AGUCGCGCUCGCGCUCAUCUUGCAGACGGCGCGCGCUCUCUCCUGCGAUUCUUAUCCCGGCCGCGCGAGCACACCGCGGCGAGAGCACGUGGCCUCUCCGUUCGGCGGGUGCCGGCGUCGAGUGUUGUUAUCACGUGGACGUUCCCGCACGCACGUCAUGUAGCGGCCGCGCGCUCGUCUCCACAACUGACUUCCGUGUUUUACGAAAAACGCAAAGUGCAACUACUAACUUUUUAUACUACAAGUGCGUAUGUUAGUGACUGAUACACAUGUGAUACAUUGAAAAUCAUCACCGAGAGAAUGUUGUGAUUUUCUACAAAUAUCCACAACGAAUUUGUACUUUUACUCCGUCAAAAUGAAUCCGAGAUUGCUUGAUUUGCUCCUGUUGCUUCUCUUCUUCUUCGCAUUGUCUAACCGCCCGAGUCGCGCCGAGGACGAAGACGAAGAUGAGGAUGAUAGAUGGGGAAAAUUGCCGCCAUCGUUCGCCGUGCGCUCGCAGCUAGCAACACAAGAUGAGUAUGAUCUUUUGACGGCCGUAAAAAUCCCCUUCGAAGAUGCUCGUUAUCAAUACGUCGAGGAAGAAGGCUCUGAUGGUUUCGCCGGUUUCGGCUUCCGUGAUGGCUCUGACGUGAAAAUUCCAUACCGCGGCAUUCUUCCGGAAAAGCUGCCCGCUGAGUUCUCGAUACUGAUGAGUGUGCGCCCACUCUCCACACGUCCUGGAUAUCUUUUCGCUGUUGUCAAUUCUCAUGAGAACAUGGUGCAACUUGGCGUCAAGCUUGCAACCCAUCGUUCUCAUUCAACGAAAACGAUUAUUUCGUUGAUUUACACUGAUCCCUCGCAGUUGAACAGUGAUACGAUUGCUUACUUUACUGUUGAUCGUUUUGUCAACGUCUGGACAAAGUUUGCAUUCAAAGUCACCACUGAUAAUGUGACGCUGUUCUUUAACUGCGAGGAAUUUGACACUAUGGAUGUUAAGCGGAAUCCUUUGGAAUUGACGUUUGAAUCUGCAAGUACACUUUACAUCGCUAAGGCUGGGUCAAAAAUAGAUGAAAAUUACGAGGGCGCUAUGGAUCAGCUGAAAAUUUAUGACAAUCCAAACAUGGCGGAUACUCAAUGUGACACCACUUUCAAGGGAUUUAACGACAAAGACCUUUUUCCCGAUUCGAAUUCACUAAACGAUAUAGACGUCGUGCGAGGGGACGAAGUCAUCGCGCCGGAGGGCAGCGGUAGCGACGGACUGCUUGCUUUUCCGCCGCCACCGCCGCCGCCCAACGGUAAGCACUGCAAAUGUUUAACGGAAAAUUGCUGUAAUAAAGUACUUGAUGAUGAUCCGGCCGCUGCUCUCGAAGGACCUGCGCUGCAUCGCGGACCGAAAGGCGAUGUUGGACCGAGGGGCCCGCCGGGCGAGCCUAUCCGAGGACCACCCGGUCCACCGGGACCGCCAGGAUUACCGGGCAUUCCGGGGGAGUCGUUGGGCGGCACGGGAGGAACGUGUGCGUGCAACGUGACGAGUCUGAUGAAUUCAUUCCUCAUGCCAAAGAUGCUCCCGGGACCACCAGGUAUACCGGGUACGGAAGGAAAACAAGGUCCUCCUGGAAUGACUGGGCAGCCUGGAAUGCCUGGCGAGAGAGGUGCAGAAGGGCCUCCUGGUGAGAAAGGUGAUCGAGGAGAGAAGGGCCCUGUUGGCUCAGAAGGACUGCAAGGACAAAAGGGCGAAAGUGGAAGAGAUGGCAUCCCUGGACAAGUUGGACCUCCUGGUCCACCAGGACCACCGGGUCCAGUAGAGUUCGAAAAUCUAGAUCCAAGUUGGAAACCAAGGACCUCAUUCAAGGACGCAGUGCUUGGAGCUGGUGCCAUACGACCGGGCAGUCCUGGUCUUAAAGGGGAACCUGGUUUGCCAGGCGCUGCUGGUCAGCGCGGCGAACGUGGAUUGCAAGGAUCCAAAGGAACUCGCGGCGAAGCGGGUGGUAAAGGUGAUCGUGGUGAUAGAGGUUUCCCCGGCGAACGGGGACCUCAAGGUUCUAAAGGUGAACCAGGUAGUCCUGGUUUAGAUGGGCUACCUGGUACUCCAGGUGCUAAUGGAAAGAACGCUGAGAAGGGUGAAAAGGGUGCGCUUGGGCCGGCAGGACCACCAGGUCCACCCGGCUUGCCAUUUGAAUAUGGUGAUAAUAAAGAGUAUGCGGGAACUGUUAUUGGUCAGGUAGGACCAAAAGGUGAGAUCGGUGAUCGAGGGUCUAAGGGUGAACGAGGCGAGGCGGGCGAAGCAGGUAUACCAGGUGUGCCAGGAAUGAACGGGGCAUCAGGACAACCUGGCGAGAAAGGUGAACCGGGUAACAAUGGACCUAUUGGUCCAAUUGGACCGCCAGGAAUGAGGGGUGAGAGAGGUGAACGAGGACCGCCAGGACCUAUUCAUGUUGUGGAUUCGGAUGCUGCCAUUCUCACGGUUAAGGGAGAGAAAGGUGAUCUUGGAAAACGAGGACGCCGUGGAAAAGUCGGACCGCCUGGGCCUGCUGGACCACCUGGUAAGCCUGGAAAUGGUGGUGAUAUUGGUCUUCCUGGUUGGAUGAAUAAUCUGAAAGGUAGACCUGGCGUAGCAGGUAUUCCUGGCUCCCAAGGUGCCAAGGGUGAGAAAGGAGAUUCUGGGGAUGGACGGGGUCCUAAAGGUGAAAAAGGUGAUCCUGGCAUGGACGGAAUUCCCGGUCGUGACGGCAGAGACGGCACCCCUGGCCCGCCUGGUCUUUCUACUGGCGACGAGCGUUACAUUGCCGUUCCGGGUCCGCCCGGUCCUCCAGGGCCGCCGGGACCGCCCGGCAUAUCUCUAACUGGGCCGAAGGGAGAACCCGGCAUUUCCUCAUACGGAGGACCAACAUACAAUCUGCGACCAGGACCGGCACGCAGCAGCAGCUUAGACGAGCUGAAAGCGCUUCGGGAGCUUAAAGAAUUGAAAACAGGUCGUGCCACUGCGAGCCCGCUGAUAUUCGACCAGGAGCAGGAGCAGGCGACGCGCAUCGUCCCCGGUGCCGUUACCUUCCAGGACAAGGAGGCGAUGACCAAAAUGACGACCGCCAGUCCGGUCGGCACGUUGGCCUACGUUAUCAGUGAACAGGCACUGCUUGUCCGCGUGAAUAACGGCUGGCAAUACAUCGCAUUGGGCUCGCUGGUGGCGAUAUCGACGCCGGCCCCGUCGACGACGAGCAGCCCGCAAUUGCGCCCACCGUUCGAAGUCAGCAAUCUGAUCAAUCACAUUCCGAAACAAGCAGAUGUGCCUAAUUGGUAUCCUAAAAUGCUGCGAAUGGCCGCUCUCAACGAGCCGUACUCUGGCGACGUGCACGGUGUCCGUGGGGCUGAUUACGCCUGCUACAGGGAGUCUCGUCGAGAAGGACUUCGCACGACUUUCCGCGCAUUCCUCUCUUCGCGCGUUCAGAACGUUGAUUCGAUUGUGAGGCAACUGGACCGGAAGCUGCCGGUGGCGAACUUGCGCGGAGAGAUUCUUUUUAAUUCCUGGUCGGAGAUGUUCAAGGGUGACGGAGGACCAUUCCCGCACCCGCCGCGAAUCUUCUCUUUCAGCGGCAAGAACGUCCUCACAGAUAUGGCGUGGCCUCAUAAGGCCGUUUGGCAUGGCGCUCUAGUCAACGGCGAACGCGCGCUGGACACGUCUUGCGAUGCCUGGCAAACUGGCUCCAGGGACAAGGUCGGACUCGCUGGUUCCUUGCGAGGACCUCGCUUGCUUGAACAGACGCCGUACACUUGUGAUAAACGCCUCGUGCUGCUGUGUAUUGAAGCAACCAGCGAGCAGACUCCACAACGAAAGAAGCGAAGCAUCCACUCAGAAAACUUUAUUGAGGUGGACGACGAAUUGGAUGAAGACUUAAUGGACGCAGAUGAAUAUCAAGAGUUCUUAAGUGCCAUGUAAUAUGAAACGCGUAACUUUUUUACGAAACCUCUUCAGCAAGCCGUGCUUACUUUGUACAUAUUUAUUUUCGCUCGCCCCUUGCUUUCCUCUCGACUCGAAGAGAAGAACUCGAAACUUUUUGCGUUAAUCUGCGUACGCGAGAAUCAUUCCCAUGCGAGCACCGCAAAUUCGCAUCGUAUUACAUCGAGGCGAGCAUAAUUUAUUCCAUUUCCAAUAUUCGUUUAUUAAAAUCGCCUCGAGGUGCCCGCGCGCGAUAAAGAAAUAACUUUCGUAUCUAUUUUGCCUGGAUCUAAAUUGCGCUCUGGUCGCCACAGUCAUCUGGCAUGAAAAAGCGGAAAACCAAAUUGCUCACCAAGUCAAUAUUUAUAGCCUUUGUUUUCCGCCAUCUUGUUUUUUGCAUUUAUCGCUGCAUUUACCAUAAAAUAAAACUUAUCAACUUUACUGUCGUUCGAGUGUAAGUAUAUCCCAAUGAAGUAUGCUUGUAGUAUGAUUGAACUUUCAUCAUUUUUGUCUUCUGUCUUCGUUAUUAUUGUCAAAUGUAUUUGUACUUACAAUAUUAUAUGUCAACAUAAAUAAGCCAAAACAAUGUGCGCGUGAGUGUGUUGAAUGCUAGUGGUACCGUCCUCUUAAGAUAACUUUGUCGUCGUUCAAACGCGUUGCGAGUAUAUCAGUGCAAACGUGAUUUAAAUCCAUGACCGAAACAUAUCCGGCCAUGAUAUCAAAUUUAAAAACAAACGCAGAUUGUUGCAUUCUUUUACCGAAACACCGAUAAUUAUAUAUUUGUUUUGUAAAUGUAUAUUAUACUAGUUACUUAACAACUAACCAUAAAUCGAUGUUCGCUAUUCAAAGGCUAUUCAAAGCUGCCCUAAUUCCAUCAGGAUCACCACCCAUUGUCUAUGAAGCUCUAUAAAAUAACAAGAUGUAUCCCAUUUCUAACCCUUUGUCAUGUGCAUGUGCUUAACAAAAAACGAAAAUGGAAACAUUUGCAAACCAUUGUAGUAGCGUGUAAGAUAACCAAGUAGCUGUUUCCGUUGAAGACUAUUUGUUAUUUAUGUUUAAUAAAAAUACCAUGUAAGUACA
Molecule: messenger RNA, 4993 nt
Organism: Dalotia coriaria
Lineage: Eukaryota; Metazoa; Arthropoda; Insecta; Coleoptera; Staphylinidae
Gene: Mp
Product: collagen XV/XVIII-type protein multiplexin
Exons: 20
Coding region: 356-3913 (1185 amino acids)
Biological process (GO): extracellular matrix organization
Molecular function (GO): extracellular matrix structural constituent conferring tensile strength
Source: RefSeq, a predicted model, not a curated record